AGUCGCGAGUUUGACAAUUGCAGUGCGGAAAAUAUUUUAUUUUCCCCAUUUUCUCAGUUUCCUCACUAUUUUCCACAACAGCGCACGGUGAAAAUGAGAUAAUUACAGAGAAAGAUGAUAACUCGAGGUGGCCACGAUGGUGGGAGACAUUUCGAAUCUGCUGGAGAGAUCUCAUCGAUCCCGGGACUACACACUGGUCACCGGCAGCAGCUCCGAGGACGACGAUGAUGUGACCUUUGGUGUGCCUCGGACGCGGCCGAAACGCAAGUGCUUCACCCACUGUGGCGUCAUCCUGAUCGGACUGCUCUUCCUACUCUCACUGGUCUACAUUCCCCUAUUCCGCAACAUCCAGACUCGAAUAGUCAGCAUUCCAGGAUGGAAUUACAACACCUCGAGAGACACCACGGAUUACGUUUUUCCGCAUCUCAACACGUCCCUCAUCGAGCCCAACACCCUCGACAUGGAAAACGGGGUCUUUCUCCUCAUUGUCGUGUGCUCAGCCGCCAAUAACUUUUACGCCAGGCAAACGAUCCGCGAAACAUGGGGCAACAGCAGUGAAUUCAACUAUCCGUACUUCCCGCGGAUGCACUGGAACUUUCGCGGGAAGUACCUGAAGGCGAACGUAACGCGGUGGCGAGACUUCUAUCGCGAGAACGUCACGCCGCAAUCUAGUCAGGACGCCGCGGACAAUGCCACAGGCGCAGUGCCGUCGGUGCGCGUGAAGGUUAUCUUCCUGCUGGGCCAGACGCCCAGCAACGAGACACAGAGCCAGAUCGGCGCGGAGAGCGAGCAGUUCGGCGAUGUGCUGCAGGAGGGCUUCCUGGACAGCUACAACAAUCUCACGCUGAAGUCUGUAAUGUUACUGAAGUGGGUGAGCAACAAUUGCCUGGAUCGCGUGCGUUUCGUAAUGAAGUGCGACGACGAUGUAUUCCUUAAUGUGCCGAAUCUGCUGCACAUCCUCAUGGGCGGCAUCGUGCCGGUGUACAACGACACGCUCUCCUUCUACGAUCUCUCGAGUCUCGUGGCCACGCGUAAGCGCACGGCCGUCGUGGAGCCGCAGCGGCUGCUCAUGGGCUUCCUGUUCUGCCACGCCAAGCCCAUCGCCGACGUCACCAGCAAGUGGUACUCGCCCAUCUACAUGUACAGUGGCAGCACGUAUCCCAACUACCUUUCUGGCACGGGAUACGUGAUGUCCACGGACGCCUUGACGCUGCUGUACAAUGCGUCACUGAAGACGCCGCUGUUCCACCUGGAGGAUGUCUUCCUCACGGGCAUCUGCGCCCAUCGCGUAGGCCUGAAGCCGCGCCACAGUCCGCUCUUCACCUACACGGUGGUGAAGAACUUGUGUGCCAUUCGCGGGAUGAUCACGCAGCAUCCGCUGUCGCCGGACGACAUUCGGCGUGCCUACGACUUCGUGACCAACGGCACCGUGCGUUGCGCGCCGCCGGACGUACACUUCAACAGUAAGAAGGUUUUGGGGCGCUCGAAGUUCUGCAAGUGAUGUCGGGGCGGUGAAAGUUCUGCGCAAACCUUUAGGUGAUUUUAGGAUGCAAAUUUGCUAUAUUGAUGAUAUAACGCUGAAGGAAUUUUCAUUGAAAAUGAACGCUAGUGAUAUUUUUUAAUAUGGAUUAUAAUGAAUUAUCCGGAAAGGGAAGAGGCGAGUUUUCGGCGAGGAAGGAUUUAUCAGCUUCCUCGCUGCGCUGUAGAAUGGCUGGACCUUUUUAGGAUUGUCUGAUUAUAUAGUGACUUUUGCAGGGGUUAAGAGCAAAUUUGCUGCUGCCUUUUCGCUGAUGCUGAGAAAUGUGUGGAGUAUUGAAAUGUACUUAAGUUGCCGAUGAAGAUGAAUCUCAGAAGUGUGUUACUUCUAUCUGUUUGAGUUCCUAAUGCGCGUCAUCAGCGAAAGAUCAGCAGCGACUGUUGCUUGUGGUGACAGUUUAGCUUAGAGAUUUGAUGCCGGAUUUGGAAAUCCUUGAGUAGUUUCUUAGCCAGAGGCGAUAAUUGACUGGAAAGUGGCAUUAAAACUGUUAUUUAGCACUGAAAGAGAUCCACGAGAUCCGUCUUAAUCACAUUUUUGUGGUAACUUUUAGGAUUUUUCACUUCUCUUCCAAUUAUGCCGAGAAGAGAAGGAUUUUAGGCAAGAUGAAAAAUACAUAAUCUCAAAUUUCUCUAGUAAAGAAAGAAAAUAUUACCAUAAUAGGAAGCAUAGAAAGGAAAGACAUGAUAAUUCUGUAGAUCGAAAGAACAAUUGAUAAAAUACUCCAAAGUUACAUUUUUAUCCUCCAUCUUAAGACAUUAUGAUCCAAGAAAAAGACGUAUUUAUUAUUAAUGAGAAAAAAAUUUGUAGUUGUGCCUUGAAACAUCUAAAAAAAAUUGUAUUAUAUAGGAAUCUUAAUAAAAACACAACAUGAGAAAAGAUAAAA
Messenger RNA from Phlebotomus argentipes, 2420 nucleotides. RefSeq names its product beta-1,3-galactosyltransferase 1-like. Lineage: Eukaryota; Metazoa; Arthropoda; Insecta; Diptera; Psychodidae. The record is from RefSeq and is a predicted model, not a curated record. Gene Ontology annotation, molecular function: hexosyltransferase activity. The transcript is spliced from 5 exons. Gene Ontology annotation, cellular component: membrane. Bases 137 to 1501 code for a protein of 454 amino acids.